GCUACGGGGGAGGGGCAGGGGCCGCGCGUUCGGGAGCCACGGUCCGCGCUCGGGUCCUUCCUUCGUCCGAGAUUUCCCCCGUGUGGUCGGGAUCUUCGGGGCUGUUGCGCCGGGCUCCCCGGGGAGGCUGCGGCGAGAGCGGGGGCCCGCAGAGCGCGGCCCGGCGGGUUCCGAGCCCUCCGCGGCGUCGGGCCCCUGUCCCGUCCCCGGGGAUCUAGACAGAGCCGGGCAGGCAGCUCGGGCGAGGGGCGCGGAGGAGCCGGGACCCGGCCUGCGGGCGGGGCGGAACCGCUGCUGCUGCCAGGGAGGCGGGAGGCCCGGGCCGCUCUGGAUGGUGGCGAAAAUGAUCAUAGAAAACUUCGAGGCGCUGAAAUCCUGGCUCAGCAAAACCUUGGAGCCCAUAUGUGAUGCAGAUCCAUCAGCCCUAGCUAAAUACGUUCUUGCCCUGGUAAAGAAGGAUAAAAGUGAGAAAGAGCUGAAGGCAUUAUGUGUUGAUCAGCUGGAUGUAUUUCUUCAAAAGGAGACCCAGAUAUUUGUUGAAAAACUUUUUGAUGCUGUGAAUACAAAGAGCUAUCUACCUCCGCCAGAGCAGCCAUCAUCAGGAAGCCUAAAAGUUGAAUUUUUUCAACACCAAGAAAAAGACACAAAAAAGGAAGAGAUAAUUAAAGAGGAAGAGCGAGAAAAAAAGUUUUCUAGAAGACUAAAUCACAGUCCCCCUCAGUCAAGCUCUCGGUACCGAGAAACUAGAAGCCGCGAGGAAAGAAAAAAAGAUGACCGUUCUCGCAAGAGAGAUUAUGACCGUAACCCCCCUAGACGGGAUUCAUAUAGAGACAGGUACAACCGAAGAAGAGGACGGAGUCGGAGCUACAGCAGGAGUCGAAGCAGAAGUUGGAGUAAGGAACGAUUGCGGGACCGGGAUAGGGACAGGACCAGGAGCAGAAGUAGAAGCAGAACACGAAGCAGAGAAAGAGAUUUGGGAAAGCCAAAAUAUGAUUUGGAUAGAACAGAUCCAUUAGAAAACAAUUAUACUCCAGUUCCGUCUGUAACAAACAUUUCAUCUGGCCAUUACCCUGUCCCCACACUGAGUAGCACUAUUACAGUUAUUGCUCCUACUCAUCAUGGUAAUAACACUACUGAAAGUUGGUCAGAGUUCCAUGAAGAACAGUUGGACCACAACUCAUAUGGAAGACCUCCACUGCCAAAGAAACGUUGCAGAGACUAUGAUGAAAAGGGUUUCUGUAUGAGAGGAGACAUGUGUCCCUUUGAUCAUGGAAGUGACCCAGUUGUUGUAGAAGAUGUGAAUCUUCCUGGCAUCCUGCCUUUUCCAGCACAGCCCCCUGUUGUUGAAGGACCACCUCCGCCUGGACUUCCUCCCCCGCCACCAAUUUUAAGUCCUCCACCUGUUAAUCUUAGACCGCCAGUGCCACCUCCAGGCCCUUUACCACCUAGUCUUCCACCUGUUACAGGACCACCUCCUCCACUUCCACCUUUACAACCUGCUGGCAUGGAUGCUCCUCCAAACUCAGCAACCAGUUCCGUUCCCACUGUUGUUACAACUGGUAUUCAUCACCAGCCACCUCCUGCUCCACCAUCACUGUUUGCAACAGACACAUAUGACACAGAUGCCUAUAAUCCUGAAGCUCCAAGUAUAACGAACACUUCAAGGCCCAUGUACAGGCACAGAGUGCAUGCCCAAAGGCCUAAUUUGAUAGGACUUACAUCAGGUGAUAUGGAUCUGCCCCCCAGAGAAAAACCUCCGAAUAAAAAUAGUAUGAGGAUAGUGGUGGAUUCUGAGUCCAGGAAAAGAUCAAUUGGCGCAGGGGAUGGAGGAAUUCCUACAAAGAAGGCUUGGUUUGACAAGCAAAACUUUAACAGAACAAACAAUCCUGGUUUUCAGAAGAAGGUGCAGUUUGGAAAUGAGAAUACGAAGCUUGAAUUGAGGAAAGUUCCACCAGAACUUAACAAUAUCAGCAAACUUAAUGAGCACUUCAGCAAAUUUGGAAACUUAGUCAAUUUACAGGUAGCUUAUCAUGGUGAUCCAGAAGGUGCCCUUAUCCAGUUUGCCACCCACGAAGAAGCAAAGAAAGCUAUAUCAAGCACAGAAGCAGUAUUAAAUAAUCGCUUUAUUAAAGUCUAUUGGCAUCGAGAAGGCAGUGCUCCACAAAUGUCAGCUCCCAUGCAGAAGGUAAUACAGCCUUUAGUUCAGCAACCCAGUUUACCAGUAGUGAAGCAGUCGGUCAAAGAGCGAUUAGGUCCUGUACCGGCAAGUAAUAUUGAGCCUGCAGAGGCUCAGAGUGCCAGUACAGAAGUUGCUCAGAAUGUGACUAAAUUAUCGGUGAAAGAUAGGCUGGGUUUCGUGUCAAAACUGCCUGCUCCAGCAACAGAGAAGGUAUUGUCCACGUCUACUGGCUUGACAAAAACUGUAUACAAUCCUGCUGCUUUGAAGGCAGCACAGAAAUCUUUGCCUGUUGUUUCCACUUCCAUUCUAGAGUCCAAUGAAGCACAGAAGAAAAAACAGGAAACACUAAGACUUCAACAAGAUGUGAGAAAGAAAAAACAGGAGAUCUUAGAAAAGCACAUUGAAACACAAAAGAUGCUGAUUUCAAAGCUGGAGAGGAAUAAACCUAUGAUGAAGUCAGAAGACAAGGCAGAAAUAAUGAAAACUCUGGAGACUUUGACUAAUAGCAUUACCAAGUUAAAGGAUGAAUUAAAAGGUGUCUCAUCUGGAGGUGCUCCUCUGAAAAGCUUGAAAACUAAGGCUCAGAUGCAGAAAGAAUUACUGGAUACUGAGCUUGAUUUGUACAAGAAGAUGCAGGCUGGUGAAGAAGUGGCUGAACUAAGAAGAAAGUACACAGAACUGCAGCUUGAAGCUGCAAAACGAGGGAUUCUUUCUUCAGGUCGUGGUAGAGGAAUUAAUGCACGAGGUCGGGGUGCAUCACGUAGCAGAGGCAGAGGAAUACGAGGCCGGGGUCGUGGAAGAGGGGUUCCAGUUCAUGCAGUAGUGGAUCAUCGACCGAGGGCGCUGGAGAUUUCUGCAUUCACAGAAAGUGAUAGAGAAGAUCUUCUUCCUCAUUUUGCGCAAUAUGGUGAAAUUGAAGAUUGCCAGAUAGACGACUCUUCUCUCCAUGCAGUGAUUACUUUUAAGACUAGAGCAGAAGCUGAAGCUGCUGCUGUUCACGGAUCUCGAUUCAAAGGACAGGAUUUGAAGUUGGCAUGGAAUAAGCCAGUUAUUAAUAUGUCUGCUGUUGAAACAGAAGAAGCUGAACCAGAUGAAGAGGAAUUUCAGGAAGAAUCCUUGGUGGAUGACUCAUUGCUUCAAGAUGAUGAUGAAGAGGAAGAGGAUAAUGAAUCUCGUUCAUGGAGAAGAUGAUUCAACUGAUCAGAGAAAGUGCUGGAACUGUACCUACAUUGCAUUAGUAUUACCUAAUGUACUUUUGCUUGUUUGUACUAAAAGGUUUUUUGGUAAAUGUGAUGAAGUUGGAUUUCAGAAAUAGACUAAAAAGCAGCUGAUCAAUCCUGUAUUUUGCCAGAUUCAUGUUUGAGUUGUUUCAGUAAAUGAUUGCUAAAGACAUCUUAUUAGGAACAUAUGCAAUGUUUUUAUUACAUACUUCUCCUGAAAGUUAGAGAAUUCUUUGGAUUCUUUGUAAUUUAAUGAAUUGGUCGGAAAAAAGACCAAGAGUUGUUAUAACAUAGAUAAUUUUUGUUCUAUUCCAGAUAUGGAAUGAAAAUUUGCAUUUAAAAUCUUUGUGAAUGUUUUCAGAAAUGAAUAGAUAACAGUACUAAACUGAAGUCUCUAAAGUUAUGUAUUCAUAAUAUUGCAUAGUAGUAUGCUUAGGCUUUACUAUGUACUAGCCUUUUGUUGGAUUUGUGUACGUAUUUUACGUAUGGGUUUUAAUGAAACAGUGUAUGACUGCUUUGCAUAUAAGUCCUUAUGACUUUAAGAUGUUUAAAAAAAUAAAUAAAUGGAAUGGUCUUUAAAAAAAAAAAAAGAAAAGAAAAAAAAAAAGAAAAAAAGCAAUAACCAAAAAAGCUAAGACAAUGGCCCUUGAAAAUGGAAAAAAAUAAAAAAGGAAAGAAGAAAGACCAUUCCAAAUGGUGACCUCCCCACCCCCACCCCCAUACUCACAAAAGGAGCUAUAAUCACUGUCUUUUUUUUUUUUUUACAUCAACGUCCUAUUGAAUAUAUAAAAAAAACUACUAACUUGAAAUGUGAAGUCUCAUUUUUAGGUGAUAUACAAUUGUAUUUUAGUAUAUGGUUUUGCUGCAUAAAAGCCUUGGAAACAUAUUUUAAAUUUUAAAACUGAUAACGUAAUUUAAGUCAAACUGCUUCAAAUAGAAUAACAUUUAAUGAAUAAGAAGAACAUUUGUAUGCAUAUACUGUGGACCCACAGAAGAGAACUUGAUCCCACAAAGAUAUGUGCACUAAAGAAAUAUAACAGAAGAAUACAUUAAGAAAAGUGAAUGGUAGGUAUUCUAGUCUUUAGAACUUUGAGCCUAUAUAUUAAUAUAUCUCCUUUGUCCUCGCAAAGAUUUUUUUUUCCAUUUUAAAACUACAUUUGGGAAAAUGAUCAGUCCAUACUAUGGUCUGUUCAUUUAGUUACUUUUUAAAACUUAUAAAUGUGAGAAAUGCUAAUAGAACUGAGAGCUUGCAGAAAUACUAAAUACGCACUUUUUCCACAGGGCACUAUCUUCUACAUUGGUUUCAUAGGCUUGCAGUUCUUCUCUUUUUAGAAAAACCCUAAGAUUUAGCCCUGUAGAAAUAGAGUAACUCCUAUACCCAAAAGAAAGUGUUUCACCUUCCUUAAAGUAGCAUUCUGGCUCCUCCUCAGGUCUCUUGUAGGCAUAUCUGCUAUUGGAGCCUUGUGUAUCCAUCAGCCCACAAAUAAGUGUAAUAUAUAUCCAAUACACCUCUCAGCAGACAGGUGCAGAGGUGGUAGUUGGAUCUUGUAAUAUUUUUCUCUGUGCAGUCUUUAUUUAAUUGGGAGCAAAUUACCACCUCCCCUUAAGUCUUUUCUUGGAACAUUAUUACUCUGCAGGCAGCCCUUUUAUUCGUAAAAUAGGAGAUGAAGGGAAAUGGAAGUAAUAUCAUCCCUGAGGUAAGAGGGUCCUUCAGAGUAGCUUUCUAAAUUGGUGGUCUGAAGGGUUUUUUGGUGUGUGUUCUGUAGUGUUCUAAAUGAGCUAUUCUGGUUCAUUUAGUAAAUACAUACUUUUCAACUUUUUAUUUUUUAAUUAUUUAGUACUUCUGAAGGGUGCCAGACUGAAAUGUUGGAGACUGAAGAGUUGUGUUUUUUCACAUAUCAGUUCUGCAAAUGAAUUUUGCUAGUAUGAAACACCAAGAAUAGUUGCCUUGUUUUUUCCAGUAAACUUUUGCCGACUUCUAAGGAAAAAGAUGUGUCAGGAUUUCGUUUUUCCAGUGGGCUUGUAAUGCUGAGAGCCUAUUGAUGUCUUUGGAACUGCGUAUUACCUGAUCCUCUAUUACUUUGUUACUGAUGUGGUCAUAUGUUCCUGACCUCCACCGUACGCCAAUACAGUAAUUCAGCUUUUUGCCUUUCUCUGACCAAGGUUGUGCAAGGUUACAUCCUGCAAUGUUAGCUGCACAGGUGUAUGAACAGUAUAUUACCCUUUCCUAUCAGCAGGUGGAGAGACAUAAAACUGAGGAAGUCAUUCUUAAGACUUUCUUCUUAAAAUAGAAAUCAUGUAUCUAUUGCAGCAGUUUCCCUCAUACUUCAGCCUUUUUGCGAUAUAUAUUGGAAAAAUGUUUCUCAUGAAGCCACUAAUAAUACGUACUUCAUUUAUUCAAUACAUUUUACAAAGACUAAUUCUCAGAACACCCGUCUGUUGUAGGUGCUGGCUCGCAUGUGAAUUUUUGUUGGAAGCUUGUCAGCAAUUUAUUUUCUUAUAAAAAGCAGAUCUGUUUAUAUCACCAAAUCUAUUAAGAAAAAGGAGGAUAUUAAACUAGAGGUAUAACCCCUCUUGAUAAGCAAUGGUAGGACUAUCUUUAACAGCUCACUUUGAAUAUUAGAUGUGAAAUCCACUUCAGGCAUUUGGAAGCUGGUUCUUUUCUGGUCUUGGAUGGGCAUCAAAGCAGUUCCUCUGUUUUAUCAAUAAAUGGUGACUCAUGCUUUUCAUAGGCUUCCAUAGUGCCCUUCUAACUGUAAAGGAAGAAGGAAGUACUAUCAAAUUUCUCCAAAAUGUUUUCCUAAUGAUCUUCAGCUAGAUGGAAGGUUGCUUUUCUCUGAGGCAAACUAAGCCUUCUCUCUAUACAAUAAUUUGCUUUCUACAAUCUAUGAAACUUGUCUUAUCUCACUAAAGACCACAAAUUAUUCUUCAAUUUAUAUAGACUUCCGUUUAAUAAAAAAAUAUUUGAGCCAAAUUCUGUUUUCUGUGUGUG
Messenger RNA from Mauremys mutica (yellowpond turtle), 6391 nucleotides. It is a transcript of the gene RBM26, whose product is annotated as RNA binding motif protein 26. Gene Ontology annotation, biological process: mRNA processing. The transcript is spliced from 24 exons. Gene Ontology annotation, cellular component: nucleus. The coding region runs from base 332 to 3370 and encodes 1012 amino acids. The record is from RefSeq and is a predicted model, not a curated record. Gene Ontology annotation, molecular function: metal ion binding; RNA binding. NCBI's taxonomy places the organism in Eukaryota, Metazoa, Chordata, Testudines, Geoemydidae.